Molecule: messenger RNA, 1218 nt
Organism: Gloeophyllum trabeum ATCC 11539
Lineage: Eukaryota; Fungi; Basidiomycota; Agaricomycetes; Gloeophyllales; Gloeophyllaceae
Product: vacuolar assembly protein DID2
Exons: 5
Coding region: 8-619 (203 amino acids)
Biological process (GO): late endosome to vacuole transport; protein transport; endosome transport via multivesicular body sorting pathway
Cellular component (GO): ESCRT III complex; multivesicular body
Source: RefSeq, a predicted model, not a curated record
CAGUAUCAUGAGUAACCUUGAAAAGACGUUGUUCCAGCUCCAGUUUACCGCAAAGUCGUUGAACCGGCAGGCAAAGAACGCGCAGAAAGACGAGAACAAGGAGAAAGCGCGGCUGAAGAAGGCGCUUCAGCAAGGCAACACCGACGGUGCGCGGAUAUACGCGUCGAACGCCAUCCGCAAGAAGAGCGAGGCGCUCAAUCUGCUUAGGCUCGCGAGCCGCAUAGAUGCCGUCGCCAGCAGAGUGGAGACUGCUGUUACCAUGCGCCAGGUGACAGGGAACAUGACGUCCGUAGUCCGAGGCAUGGACAAGGCGAUGGAAUCCAUGAACCUCGAACGAAUCUCCCUGAUCAUGGACAAGUUCGAGACACAGUUCGCCGACCUCGACGUGCAGACGGCGUACAUGGAGGAUACGAUGGGAUCCACCACCGCCGUCUCGACACCUCAAGAUCAGGUCGACCAGCUGAUUCAACAGACUGCCGAAGAAGCGCAGAUCGAGCUCCAGCAUGACAUGGCAUCGAAGGACCUCCAGGGUGUCGCGGAUCUCAGUAGUUCCAAGGACAAGGUCAUGGAGGAAGAUGCUCGACUGGCAGAGAGGCUGAGGGCGCUGCGGCCUGCAUAAUGUCUGAGCAUGUAGGAUCGUUUGGAUUCCUUGUACAUCAUAUUGUACUUCUAGUUCUCUUUCAGGAUCAGAGAUAGCAAGCAGCGCGUAUUAUAUCAUUCCAGCCUCCAGUACCAUACUUCUACUCCCUACAAAUAGUGCAAUCUAUCAGGACAUUUAUGAAACAACAGCCCGUCAGGCAAUGGGUGGUACAGUAGCAGCGAAACAGACAUGUACACAGCAAACAGCAAUAUAGAAACACGAAGUUGGCGCAGCACCAGAGAUGAAAUGCAAAUGCAGCAAUGAAUCCUCAAUAUGUCGUGACGAUGUGUAAAGGGAGCAUGAAACUGAGAACAUGAAGAUGCGGAUGCAAGUACACAUGCAGAUUGCAACACAAAAGCACAUACAAAACAGCGCACGGAAGCAGAUACAAAUAAACAGAGCAAUAAGACAGAUUUAAUCCAUAAACAGCGGGAAACGGACAGUGAGAUCAUCACCUCAUAACGUGAUUUUUUGUCAUAGACGCAAGACAGACGGGCCCACGACACGGGCGGAGUCAGAUAGAGCUUUGCACACGGGGGGCCAAACGCGUUCAACAGGAGCAGAGCAUGGCAUGUCGG